Molecule: messenger RNA, 1663 nt
Organism: Paralichthys olivaceus (Japanese flounder)
Lineage: Eukaryota; Metazoa; Chordata; Actinopteri; Pleuronectiformes; Paralichthyidae
Gene: msrab
Product: methionine sulfoxide reductase Ab
Biological process (GO): cellular response to oxidative stress
Cellular component (GO): cytoplasm
Molecular function (GO): peptide-methionine (S)-S-oxide reductase activity
Source: RefSeq, a predicted model, not a curated record
UCCCUCUCCGUUUCCCAGCCCCGCCAUGAAAAAACACGCAACAGCGCGCCGCGUGAUGGAGGCAUCCCGGAAGACAUUUUCACCAAACACACACAGUGGAAGGAGCCACACUGUGUGUGUGUGAGUGUGUGUGAGUGUGUGUCUGUGUGUGUGUCGCUGCUGCCGCUGACUCAAUGGCAGAUAAGACUGAGCUGCCGAGCAGAGAGCGAGCUCUGAGGGGGAGGCAGGAGAAAAUGGUCGUGGCAGACAAGCAUGCAGUCAGUGGAAAUCCCACUGUGGAGCCUUUUCCAGAAGGCAUGGAGACCAUCAUGUUUGGUAUGGGGUGUUUCUGGGGUGCAGAGAAACUUUUCUGGCGACUUUCAGGGAUCUUCUCCACACAAGUUGGCUACGCCGGCGGCUUCACACCCAACCCCACCUACCACGAGGUUUGCUCAGGUCUAACGGGUCACACCGAGGUGGUGAGGGUGGUCUUCUCCUCUAAAGACGUCAGCCUUGAGGAGCUGCUUAAACGCUUUUGGGAGAACCAUAAUCCUACACAAGGUAUGAGGCAGCAGAGUGACCAGGGUUCUCAGUAUCGUUCAGCUAUUUACACAUCCAGCCCCGCUCAACUGGAGCUUGCAUUGAAGAGCAAAGUGGCCUUCCAGCAGGAAUUGGAUAAAAAAGGCUUUGGUCGCAUCACAACAGAGAUCCGGGAGGGGCAGCAGUUUUACUACGCUGAGGACUACCACCAGCAGUACCUGAAGAAAGUACCUAAAGGCUCCUGCGUCCUCAAAGGCACCGGCGUCUCGUGUCCCAUCGGAGCCACAGAGGAUGAAGUGUGAGAAUAAAUUAAGAGAAGGGAUCAGGCAGGUGUCUGACCGUGCAUAUAUGUCACUGCUUCUAAGUGGGACAAAUGGAUAUGACUCACACGCACAUUUCAGAGUCUACUCAUUCUGGAUUGCACAAUGACACACCCGAGGCACUCGUGUAUGCAAUAUGAUAAACGUUUUGCUUAAUUCCCCCCCCCCCCCCACAACCCAUAAUUAUGAAUAAAAGUACUAUUUUACAUCAUACAAUUAUAUAUCAUGGAGCGACCAUCAGUUACCGAACAAGCUUUGUGUGCGACGCUUGUUAUAAUUAAACACACUAACCUGAAAUGUUUUGAAAAAAAUUAAAAUCACACUCAUGGUUUGACUCCAACAUACAGAGAUGAUAUCUGGGGAAGAAAAGCUUCUCGGUCGACCACAGUAGUGUGAUUCACCCCGCUCUUGUUUUUCCCCCUCCCUCUCUUCUAUCUUUCUUUCUCUGUGUGUAUGUGUCACAUCCUGACACCUGUGUGUAGGUGUGGACCAGGGCACAGGUGCAGGUGCAACCUCUCAGGGCCUAUUUUAAUAUUGGGACAGAUAUUUUUGCAUGUGCCUGCAUGCAGCAGCCUCUGUGUUUGUGUGCGUGUGUCUGUGUAUGUACACGUGUGUGUGUGUGUGUAUGUGUGUGCCGGGGCGUGUGAAGCUGCGGCUUGCUUGAUCGAACCACGCUGAGUGAUAUGUGGUUGUGCCAGCUAGCUGUUUUCUAGCCCGUCUGUAUUUUUUUGCAUGCUGUUGUGUUUCAACGAGUGUGCGAGAGGAGAUAACCUUUUUAAUAAAGCGAUCUGCAUUUCUACGAUGGUGUGAAACUUUUAAUCACA